Periophthalmus magnuspinnatus is the source of this 2767-nucleotide messenger RNA. RefSeq names its product solute carrier family 16 member 5a (gene slc16a5a). The transcript is spliced from 5 exons. The coding region runs from base 234 to 1817 and encodes 527 amino acids. NCBI's taxonomy places the organism in Eukaryota, Metazoa, Chordata, Actinopteri, Gobiiformes, Gobiidae. The record is from RefSeq and is a predicted model, not a curated record. Gene Ontology annotation, biological process: monocarboxylic acid transport; transmembrane transport. Gene Ontology annotation, molecular function: monocarboxylic acid transmembrane transporter activity.
CCGCCGCCUUGACACCAGCUCUGAGCUCGAGCAGCAGCUCUCGCGGCGGUCAUCGAUGGACCACGGACCGCGCCUCUGUCCUAACCGUGAGGGGAGGACGCAUCGUACCAAACCCUAUGAGAGGUCCUCUCAAAGGUGCCCAAAGCUGCUGCUGUGUCAUGGAAAGUCAAGUAUAUUUAUUACGCAACUUACAUAGCUAACACUGGGGUCUUACCAGGACAGCUCAGCUAAAAAUGACCCAAAGAAAUGGAGUGGGUGGGGUCCGAGAGCGCCACCUACAGACUGAAGAGUGUCCCAGAGGUUUGGAGACAGACAAGCAUCAAGGGGCUAAUAGCCUUGGGGAAGAGGAACCAGCGACUGAGCAUCAACAAGCCCACGCUGCUGCAGCUGUAACCGGAGAUGCAGCUCCUGAUGGGGGGUGGGGUUGGGUGGUUCUGGCUGCUACCAUCCUGGUACUGGCCUUAACCCUCGCCUUCCCAGCCUGCGUAGGGAUCUUUUACACUGACCUGCAGAUGGACUUCCAUGCAACUAACAGCGAAACGUCCUGGGUCCCCUCCAUCAUGACGUCAGUGCUGCAUGCAGGAGGGCCGUUUUGCAGUGUGUUGGUGGAGAGAUUGGGUUGCCGGGCGACAGUGAUGUUGGGCGGAGUUCUGAGCGGAGUGGGAAUGGCCGCCAGUUCAUUUACUCAGUCCAUCAUUGAGCUGUACAUCACCGCAGGGGUCAUUACAGGUUUGGGGUUCUGCUUUAGCUUCCAGCCCGCUGUCACUAUCCUGGGACAUUACUUUGUCCGCCGCCGCGCUUUUGCCAAUGCCAUGUCCUCCACAGGCACUGCCCUGGGCCUCUGCAUCCUCCCUGUUCUGGGCAACUACCUCCACAUUGAGUAUGGCUGGAGGGGCAGCUUCUUGGUUUUGGGGGCUGUUCUGUUCAACUGCUGCGCUUGUGGGGCUGUGAUGAGACCUCUCAAGUCCCAGAGGCCAAGAGGACCACCCCUUAUAAACCAUCAGGCAUCUUUGUCCCAAGAGGAGAAAGACCAGAAUACCAAAGGGUUUUUAAAGACAGCAUCAAACUAUUUGUUGUCUGCACUUAAAAAACAUAUGGCUUUUGACCAGUUUUGCAACAACCCAAAAUACUGCGUCUACUCAAUAGGAAUUACAUGGAUGAUGCUGGGGUUUGUCGUACCCUUGAUCUAUCUGGUUCCCUAUGCCACUGCUCACGACAUGGAACCAAGCCAAGCUGCAAUGCUCCUCUCCAUCCUAGGUGUAGUUAACAUUGUAAUACGGCCUCCAAUUGGUCUAAUCUUCAGCAUGCCAUGGUUCAAAGGUCGGCAUAUUUACGUAUUCGCCUCUGCACUGCUCGUCAAUGGGUUAAGUAAUAAUAUUUGCUGCAUCGGAGCGACUUUUCCCAUCCUGGUGUCUUAUGUGGUCAUCUAUGGGCUGUCUAUGAGCCUAGUAGGAUCCUUGAUGUUUACUGUGCUGAUGGAUAUAGUUGAAAUGAGCAGGUUCCCCUCUGCUCUGGGACUCCUGGCUAUCAUGGAAAGCGUCACACUCCUUAUCGGACCUCCACUAGCUGGGAUUUUGGUGGACAGUUCGGGCCAGUACUCCCCUGUCUUCUACGCCUGCAGUGCCGUUGUUGCCUCUUCUGCCGUUUUUCUCAUGGCAUCAUUUUACUACCUGGACAAAAGGGAGAAAAAACAGCCUUCACUGCCGGAUCCAGCUACUUACACUGAUGAAAUAGCUGUGUGUCCAUACAGAGAUGAACCCAAAGAAGACCAACCCAAGGCUUCAGCUAACAGGGCAGAGCACAUGACUGACGUGUGAAUUAGUGAUUAUUGGAGGAGUGAAAGUAUAGGCGAUAUGACAAUAUAAAAUCUAAUUAUGAUUUAUCUCCCAAUUAGUGAUUUAGUGCUUCUCUCUCAAUUCAACUCUAUGCUCAAACACAGACAAAUACUUUCCACCACCUUCUCCUCCUAUUGGUCAACUGCUGUCAUGCUCUGAGUAGGGCUGCAAGAUUUCUAGUGACUGAAUCGAAAUCGCAAUUUGAAUGGAUGCAAUAAUCAAAUCACAAAGACUGUUUUUUUUAAAGUACCAUAAUUUGCUUCAUAAACAAAAAAACAAAAAAAAAUCCAGUUUUAUUCUGCAUAAAAUCUGCUAAUCUGUACAAAGAUGUUAUAAAAUGUGAUUCUUGCUUUAGUGUGUUAGUUCAUAUAUCAAUAUUUUAUCCUGGCUGUGAAGUGUGAAAUGUGAACAGAAUCCUACUAUUAAAACACAAAUUAAAUCUAAUCAAAAUUCUGCAGCUUGUCUGAAAAAGCUCAAUUAGAUAUUUCUUCCAAAUCGUGCAGCCCUAGGUCUGAGUGAAUGACAGGUGAGUUUAAGUAAUGACAGUGAAGUAUGAAGUCUCAUUCAUUGACUCAUUGGAAAUUGUCAUCUGAAUUAUCCAUAUCACCUGACGCUUAUUUGAGACUGAGUUUAUAUUGAUGACAAGUAUAAGCUAUCCCCGUAAAGAACCAGUCACUAUUCACCCCCAUUUGAUGACCAAGCCUGGUCCUUAUUAACUGCAAUAUGUUUUCAUUUAUCUUUAUUUAUACAGGGAGAGCCCAAUGAGAGCACUCAGACUCUUCAUUUAAUUGAUGCCCUGUUUAAAUACAGAAAAAUACAAACAAAAAUCUAACAAAACAAAUAACAAAUAAACAAAAACAAAACAAAACAAAAAACAAAAAAAACCCAAAAACAAAUAAUAAGUCAAUUUAAAAUAUUAAACAAGCAUGAAA